Messenger RNA from Archocentrus centrarchus (flier cichlid), 3524 nucleotides. RefSeq names its product LON peptidase N-terminal domain and ring finger 2 (gene lonrf2). Lineage: Eukaryota; Metazoa; Chordata; Actinopteri; Cichliformes; Cichlidae. The transcript has 12 exons. The coding region runs from base 897 to 3227 and encodes 776 amino acids. Gene Ontology annotation, molecular function: protein binding; ubiquitin protein ligase activity. The record is from RefSeq and is a predicted model, not a curated record.
AAACAGAACCUUUAGCAGCUGAAGCUAGCUGGCUAACAACCAAGAUGGAUUCCUUCGGUGGGAGCUUUGUUUUUAUUUGGGUUUCGCCUCAAAAGACUAGGAAAUGACUUUCGAGGUCGUGUGAAGUACGUUUUUUGUGGGGGGCACUGGUUCGGAAAGACCUCUGGAAUUCAACAGAGGGCGAAGUGGCAGUAUGUGUUCGCCAGUUAACCCGUGGUAACAUUAGCUGGCUCUCCGGACUUCACUGCUCCCGGGUUCUCUUAUAUAAAACAACAGCCGAUCAGCUGUGGCUUGCCGGAGCAAUGAUGGGCUUGUGGGUCUGUAGCUAGUAUUUAUUCACUCUGUAUGGGACUUAUGUGGCUCGAAACUUUGCCUUUGUUGCGGAUAUUUACCGCUGUAACUACGAGUUAGCGCGAUACAUGGAAAUUAAGCUUCUUAUUUACUAAGCUCGGAGGAUUUUGCUCACCUGCUCCUAUCUAAACAACGUACCGUAGAAUAAUUUCGUGUUCUUUUUUUUCCUGAAGAAGUUUGUCUUUAGACGGAACACAUAUAUAACUAUCUCCAGGAAGUCCUCGAUAAACUGAAAGUUUAUAGAUUAAAUAACGCCGACCUUCAGCGUCCAGGUGUUGGCAGUGAAACUGCGUCCGAUACUUGGGACAUACCACAGAUCACCAAUGCUACAUAGGCGCCCUUCUUUAUUUUGGUUGAGGUCUUGCGCAUCGGAGUUAUGGCCGACACUGAGAGUUGGAUACAAUCGGAGGUUUGGGUUGACAGAAAAAGCUAAAGACAGUGGGGGGGAAAUGAAUUUUGAUGGUGGGGAGUUUGUGUCCUUGUGCCAUGUUUUUAGUGACUCUUAUCACCUCCUAAGCGUCUAAUUUUCCCUUUGGGAGAAGAAGAUGGAGACCGGACUAAGGUCUCACCAGGGCGAAGUGUUCGUCCACCCGCUCUCCAAUCCCGGGGCUGCGGGGAUCUGCCCUGAAAUGUUGGAGGUGGCAGAGGAGGCCAGCCGGGCCGGGGACUUCAGCCUGGCUGUGGAGAUCUAUAGCUCCCAGCUCGCCGAUCUCCAACACCCGGACAGGGGCUUGUGUUUAAGGAAGGCCGACUCGCUCGCCCGUGCCGGGCGAAUUUCUGAAGCCCUGGACUCGUACUGCACAGCGGCCAGCCUGGGCAAGCUGCGCCCGGAGGAGCUUCAACUCCUGGUGGAAACCAUCGCUCGAACUCUGCGUGAGAAAGAGCUGGGCAUCCCAGCGACGUUAAACGGGAACAGCAAAAGCAGCAACGGGGAAGACGGGGUUCAGAGUAAUGGGGAGUGGGAAAUCGAUGAAGCCCUGGACUUAUUUUCCUGUCGUCUCUGCAAGCGCUUGCUCCAUGAGCCCACAACUGUAGAGUGUGGAUACACUUUCUGCAAACGCUGCAUAGAGGAUGAUUCUGUCACAAACUGUAUACACUGCAAACAAAAUCUGAGCAAAAAAGGACUACCGAACGGCCCGAGAAUAAACGUCGUUCUCAGUGGUCUCUUGGACAAACUAUUUGCAACUGAGAGUAAAGCUAGGAAAUUAUGGAUCGAAGGAGAGGAUUUGUGGAAAAAACAGAGCCUCCCGGAAGCCUUGGAGAGGUACAAUGCAGCAGUGGAUCUAGUGCCCUCUUCAGGCAGAUUGUUGCAUCAACGGGCUGAGUUGCACCUAGAGAUGCAGAAUUUCAGCCAGGCAGUGCAGGAUGCCAGCAACCUCUGCAGACUGAAAACCCUCUGGACAAAGGCUCACUAUCUGAAAGCUACAGCACUGAGUAAAGCAGGCCGGAACGAUGAAGCCUUGCAGGAGUAUUUCCUGUGUGUGGCACUAAAGCCCGACUGGACCAAAGUGAAACUGGAGGCUCAGAAGGUCUUGAGCGAGCUGUUCUCCUCUGUUUUUGAGAAUGAGGAUCUUCCGACGCCGCUGCACCCUCUGCAGGGAGGGCUGGCUACACGUCUCAUCAAACCUCCUGCCUUGCUCAGUUCCCUGAGGCCACUCCCACAGAAACCAGGCUCCUCACAGGACUCAGAGUUCACUGUGACUAAAGGUCCUCCAGCGGACGACUCGUCCUCCAAGCUCUGUGUUCUGUCUCUUGGGAAAUCGGACCCUUCUGCAGGGGAGGGCAGCACCAAGAGCCUGGCUGAAGUUUUGGCUGCACUGCCAGCCCCCUCUGGUGGCCUUAAAAGGAAACACAAGAGUGAUGAACCUUCAGCAGCCUUCUGCCCUCCCUCUAAACUUCUCAGAUCUGAUGAGGGGGACACCUGUCAGGUGACUGCUGUUUGUGGAGGGAGAUCAGUUCCUGCUGAGCUGUUGGACAGUGGAGAUCUGGAGUGUUCACUCUGCAUGAGAUUGUUUUAUGAGCCUGUGGCCACUCCCUGUGGACACACCUUCUGCCUCAAAUGUCUGGAACGCUGUCUGGACCACAACCCCAACUGUCCUCUGUGCAAGGAGAAUCUAUCUGAGUAUCUAGCUAGCAGGGGUUACAACAAGACCCUGCUGAUGGAGGAAGUCCUGCAGCGUUACCUAGGAGAUGAGCUGGCAGAGAGGAAGAAAAUCCAUGAAGAGGAGAUGAAGGAGCUAUCCAACUUGAACCAGGAAGUGCCCAUCUUCGUGUGCACCAUGGCCUUCCCCACCAUCCCCUGCCCUCUGCAUGUAUUUGAGCCACGCUACCGCCUCAUGAUUCGCCGCUCAAUGGAGACUGGUACCAAGCAGUUUGGCAUGUGCAUAGCUGAUGAGCUCAAAGGCUUCGCCGACUAUGGCUGCAUGCUGCAGGUACGAGAUGUGAAGUUCUUUCCUGACGGUCGUUCGGUUGUUGACACCAUUGGUGUGUCACGGUUCAAGGUCCUCAGCCACGGUCAGAGAGAUGGCUACCACACUGCUAAGAUUGAGUACCUGGAAGACAAGAAGGUGGAGGGGGAAGAGCUGGCAGAGCUUCUGAAGCUGCAUGACUCGGUGUAUGAUCAGGCCAACAGCUGGUUCACAUCUCUGAAAGACAACAUGAAGAGUCAGAUACUCAGCCACUUUGGACAUCUUCCCAGCAAAGACCCGGACCCACAGGCCAGUCCCAGUGGUCCAGCCUGGUCCUGGUGGCUGCUCGCUGUCCUUCCCUUGGAAAACCGUGCACAGCUCACAAUCCUGGCCAUGACCUCCCUGAAGGAUCGCCUAAUUGCCAUCCGAAGGGUCCUCAUUUUUGUCACUCGCAAGAGGCCACGGUGAUAGAGGAGCUGCUUGGAAGAACCGCUCUGGCAUCUAUGCAGUUCAGAAACGUGUUCAGUCAUUCGUUUGUUCGUUGGGUCGCUCCCUGAUUGGUUCAUUCACUACUUUGUCCAUGUGUUUUGUUUUCUCACCUACUCCUGCAUCAGUUUCAUCUCAGAUGCUGCUCCCUGUGUCAUGUAGCCUUUUUGAGCACCUGUGUCAGUUCUGGGAGUAUCAGGUGGGUCACAGCACUGGCACGAGGGCAUUCCUUCUCUUUCUUCAUCCCGAAUCUCCCCACCAUUCAUGAAUGAACUCAAC